AUGCUGAGCUGUGGCGGUGAGGCCACCCAGGCCGUUAUGAAGGGGCCUGGAGUGGUGAUGCCGUGGUCAAGGCGGCUAUCCGCCUUGAUUGGAGAUGAGAGGGGUAGAUUGGAUGGAUGGGCGGUGAGAAGGGCCAAAGAAGAAGGAUUGGAAGAAUUGAUAGAUGAUAAGAAUAGUGAGGAAAGUGAGAAUAAUGGAAAGGAUUGA
Molecule: messenger RNA, 207 nt
Organism: Wallemia ichthyophaga EXF-994
Lineage: Eukaryota; Fungi; Basidiomycota; Wallemiomycetes; Wallemiales; Wallemiaceae
Exons: 2
Coding region: 1-207 (68 amino acids)
Source: RefSeq, a predicted model, not a curated record